AAUUAAAAAGAAGUUAAAAAUGAUAUUGUACUAUUCUUUCAGGAAAAUAUUUGAACAAUUUAACGGAGCCCUUGAGUAUAACAAAGAUACUAAAAUUUCUCAAUUAUUAUUUUAAACCAAAAUAAAUCUAGUGUUACCACACCAUCAACAUUAAUAAGUUAAUAAAGUGCAGCAUGUAUAUAAUUUAAGUAAUGGAUAUGGAGGAAAGGCUAUUCAGAGGGUGCUGUGAUGCAGGUACAGCAUCCAUCAAUCUUAGCAUGCUUAAAAUGCCUACAAAAGUCGAUAUUGAUUUAAGCAGCUUCCAUUUUUGGUUUACUGCUUUGCUGAUCUAUGUGGAGCCUUUUUUUAAACCAGUGAUUGGUGUUAAUGAAAGCAAACAUAGGAUCAUCUCUAAAUAUGUUGGGAAAACUGUUUCAUUUUUUCUGUAUUGCUUGGCAUCUAACCUUUUCACACUGUGGACUGUCUUUAAAGUCACUCAAGUAAUAUCUAGUCAUCCACGUACGCCUGAUCUUUCAAGAAACAGUGUACUUUAUUUGGGCUACUUGUUUUUGAUAGCUGGCUUGUGCAUCAAAAUACACACCUACAGAAAAUAUGGCUUUGUUGCUGUAAUGGGAGGUAAAUAUUUCAGGAUAGGAACUAAGGAAGACAAACACCCACCGUCUGAUCCUUAUUAUCAUCCAUCAGGAACUGCAACCGUUGUGUGCUUCAUAGGUUAUUCUCUUAUACAAGCUAGUGUAGCUGGACUGUUUUACUGCAUUAUCUGCUCAAUAGCUUAUGUUUUUGCAUACUAUUUCGAGAAAUUUCAUUUGACACUUUACAAGGAAGAAUAUGUUAAGCCCAACCCAAAAUAUAUGCCAGAGGAUGAUUAAAUGAGAUUGGAGGGACUGUUAGCAGUGUUCAUCAUUUCAUAGAAUAGUACAAAGACCUGAAAUAUUUUAAAUAAGGUUAUUUUAUUUCAGUCAUUCACGAAUUUUUUUAUCAGUUUGAUUUAAGUUUGUUUAUGAAGUUGAAGUUGGGUAGCCGUCAACACAAUGACUUCACUGAUUAAACAAUGUUAUAUUGCUCUAGUUGUACAAUAGGUUUAGUUUGUUGUCUCCAUUGCUUAUUAUGGCGCUAGAUCUGAUGUUUCUCUCACUAACAGUGAGUUUACUUGUUGGUUUAAAGCUUGUUGAAUUAACACACAUUUUUUGCCUUAAAUAUAAGUAUUUUUUAUGCAGAUGAAGUAGAGUUUACCAGUCUUAAUUGGUAAGGGUCAUGUAGAGAUUGCAGGGGUUAAUGUUUUGAACUUCACUGCCAAUUUUUUUUAGACACGAUCCAAGGGCAUUGUCAUGAGGGUAAGAAUA
Molecule: messenger RNA, 1343 nt
Organism: Physella acuta
Lineage: Eukaryota; Metazoa; Mollusca; Gastropoda; Physidae
Source: RefSeq, a predicted model, not a curated record